Messenger RNA from Saccoglossus kowalevskii, 2999 nucleotides. Its product is annotated as breast cancer anti-estrogen resistance protein 1-like. Gene Ontology annotation, cellular component: plasma membrane; cytoplasm. NCBI's taxonomy places the organism in Eukaryota, Metazoa, Hemichordata, Enteropneusta, Harrimaniidae. Gene Ontology annotation, biological process: cell migration; cell surface receptor protein tyrosine kinase signaling pathway. Gene Ontology annotation, molecular function: protein binding. The record is from RefSeq and is a predicted model, not a curated record.
GAUCUGGCUAUUUCGGUAAUUUCCUGCUGCGAUUCGUAGAUAUUUGUACCGAACUACACACUUAAAUUUGACAUCAGCUCGGCAAACCCCUCACUCUAAGAAGAAUUGUACGAUGUUUCUGAUUGACUCCGGAUCCGUUUCGUUCAGCAGACCGCUUCUUGUGUUUUCAAAGGAUAUUUUGUACCGAUAGAUUGUACAAUGUGUGCCUUUAUGUAAGUGAACCAGCCAAGAUACUACAAUAGUUUUCAUUCAUUGGAACACGGUUUGUCUCUCCCCUGUGUCUGGAUCCGUUCCUGUUCAUUGAAUACCGAAAGAGAAGAGAAAGAUAUUUUAUCCCGCUGUUGGACCAAGCUCACCAUCAUUGAUCUUGUGUGUUGUGGGGCUAGUAGUAGUAGCGAUUCUACUAGCAAAAUGGCCUACCCGCGUGUACUGGCCAAAGCUCUAUACGAGAAUGUGGCUGAAGCCCCAGACGAAUUAGCAUUUCGCAAAGGCGAUGUAGUGACAGUGAUUGAACAGAACACCAAUGGUUUGGAAGGAUGGUGGUUGUGUUCCCUGAAUGGCAGACAGGGCAUUGCACCAGGAAACCGGUUAAAGUUACUAGCAGGAAUGUACGAUAAUCCGCAUGAGUUGCGGAAAAUGAUGGGAAAAUCACCUCAGCAACAAGGGACCUGGGGUAAAUCACCUACCAAGACACCAACACUGCAGAGACCCAGACACCUUUUUUAUCAAGGUGGAACUGUCAAUACUAGUCAAGAUGAAGGCGAGGAUUAUGAUGUGCCACCAACAAGAUAUCCACCAAAUUUUCAAAUGACUUCAGCUGACUCACAGGAAAUGUACGAUACACCACGAAGCAUGGCAGUACAACAAGAAUCCCCCGAGCAAGAGCUGUAUGAUGUACCCCCCAGCCAUCACCUGGAAGGAAAUUUACCGACUGAGAUUUAUGAUAUACCACCAAGUCACGGUUACCCAACGGAGCUGUACGACGUCCCACCCAGUCAUCAUCCUACUGAACCUUAUAACCAUUCACAAAGUCAUAUUGGUAAAAUACCAACUGAAAUGUAUGAUGUCCCACCAAGGCAUGACUUUCCUGCUCAGGGGUCAUACCCAGAGGAGGUGUAUGAUGUACCUCCUGAGCAUAUUAAGUCACUUAAACCAACGAAGACGACAGCGUUACCGGAUCAUUUGGAAGAAGACUAUGAUGUGCCAAAUCCAUUCUCUGAUGGUUCAGAAACAUAUGACGUUCCACCUUCAGUUAAAGGUGGACAGUACCCAGAGGAGUUUUAUGAUGUUCCUCCGAAACAUCUUGCGGCUGAUUUAUAUGAUGUCCCGAAAAGUAUGGGAGUUGUAACGGUUAACAAAAAUGACAACGAUGACGAUUAUGUUUAUGACGUACCGCCUCAGGUUACUCGAGACAGGCAAGAUGUGAUUGGUACACCUGGUACCCAGUCCAUCAUAACUAAUGUCAAUAGCAGUAUGAGCGGACUUUCAGUUAGCGAAUGCAAAUUACUGCCAGCCAGGGAAUUGAACAUUGAUUUAGAUGCUGCAAUGGACAUGUUAGUAAAAUUACAACAGCGAGUUGCAUCUUCAGUAUCACAUUUACUGAGUUUUGUUAGUAGCAGCUGGAGGCGGAGAUCUAGUCUUGAGCCGAAGAUUUAUGAAAUCAGAGCUGCAUGCAACGAAAUUAAAACAGUUCUACGGGACAUAAUAGAAUUUGGACGAGGUGCUGCUGUUAACUCGGCCAAAGCUACUGAUUAUAAUUUGCAAAGAAAGCUGAAAAACAUGUUGCAGCCUUUAGAAGACACUCUGAUUGUCAUCAGUAAGUCUUGGGAUGCUUUAGAAGAUAUAAAUUGGCAGGUCACUAAAUUAUGCAUGACGGAAAGCCUGAAGACUCCCGAUGAUUUGGAUCAGAUUGUGAUGUGUGCCCGCAGCAUGCCCGAUGAUACCAGGCAAUUGACUUCAGUGAUUCAUGGUAACUCAAAUUUGAUAUUCAAACGAGCCAGACAGAAUAGCAAUUCUCCUGUUCAAUGUCGCCCGCUUCCUAACCCACCAGGAUCUGUCGGGCAAAUCGCAAGGGUUUCACCAAGGGUAUCGCCUACUGCAAGCCCGAUUCCCUCUAUGAAACUUAAAUCCAAUUGGAUGAAAAAUGAAGCUGAGAAAGAGAUGCCGCUGGCAAAGGAGCAAAUUCAGACCCAACAGUUGGCACACGAACCUGGAAAACCAACAGGUUCUCCAGAAAAGUCAGAAAAAGCUCAUUACGGGAAAGGUUGGCUGGAUGACUAUGAUUAUGUGCAUUUAGAAGGAAAAGAAGAGUUUGAAAAACGACAAAAAAAAAUCCUGAAUGAAGAAGGUGAUGUUGUGAAACAGGAACAGCUACAGCAGCACCAGAAAAAACAAUUUGAAGCACUUGAGAAAGAUGCUACGAAAUCAGUCGAUAUUGAUCCAUCUAAGUGGACACCCCCUCAAAGCAAUAGACAAUCAAUUUUAGCAGCCAAUGAUAAACAUCUUUUAACAUUCUAUGCAGAUCAAAUGAACGAGUUGGCAACAUCUUUGAACAAUGCCAUUGAUGCCUUUUUCAAUGCUGUAAAAACCAACCAACCCCCAAAGAUGUUUGUAGCUCAUGGCAAAUUUGUGGUACUCUGUGCUCACAAGCUCGUAUUUAUAGGUGACACGCUGUACCGAAAUAUUAGCAACACUGACGUGCGAAACAAAGUUAUGCACUGUACUGACUGUUUAUGCCAAUGUCUGAAGGUCACUGUUUCGGCCAUCAAAACGGCUGCACUUCAGUAUCCAUCCAUCCAAGCCAUACAGGAGAUGGUUGAUCGGGUUAGUGACAUUUCUCACGGCUCACAAAACUUAAAAUCUAUGGUGUUUCAGUCAGCUUCGCUGUAAUGUCAAGCCUUAUAAUCUAAACACAUUUCGGAUUUUAACUAUAAUAUUGUAUAAAAAAUGGAUAGACGGAGCGGUGUUAAGAUUGUAUCAUUUGCCAUGUGACACAGAAA